Messenger RNA from Suillus discolor, 369 nucleotides. RefSeq lists its product as uncharacterized. Lineage: Eukaryota; Fungi; Basidiomycota; Agaricomycetes; Boletales; Suillaceae. Bases 1 to 369 code for a protein of 122 amino acids. Gene Ontology annotation, molecular function: nucleic acid binding. The transcript has 2 exons. The record is from RefSeq and is a predicted model, not a curated record.
AUGUAUAUUCAACCAGAUUUUGUCAAUGUUGAGUCACAUCUUGAAACCUUGUGUCGCACACGAGGUUUUGAUGUCAUCUUCUUGCUGAAAUUUCAUUGUGAACUUAAUUUUAUAGAACAAUGUUGGGGCUUUGUGAAACAGCUGUAUCGAAUGAAGGACCAGUCUUCAUCAGAGGAAGUUCUUGAAUGGAAUGUUAUUGAAUCACUUGAUGCCGUCCCAAUGGAGUCAAUGCGACGUUUCGCUAUGAUGUCUGCAAGAUUUAUUGAUGCAUAUCAGAAAGGCUUGAAUGGCAUGCAAGCUGCUUGGGCAAUAAAAAAAUAUUGCGGCCAUUGUGUUCUCCCACAAUCCAUUAUAAAGGAGUUUGAUUGA